Teleopsis dalmanni is the source of this 1184-nucleotide messenger RNA. Its product is annotated as proline-rich receptor-like protein kinase PERK9. The transcript has 4 exons. Gene Ontology annotation, cellular component: chitin-based extracellular matrix. The record is from RefSeq and is a predicted model, not a curated record. The coding region runs from base 17 to 1018 and encodes 333 amino acids. Gene Ontology annotation, molecular function: structural constituent of chitin-based larval cuticle. NCBI's taxonomy places the organism in Eukaryota, Metazoa, Arthropoda, Insecta, Diptera, Diopsidae.
AAAAUUAUUACUACUAAUGUUCCUGUGUGCAUUAGCAACAGCACAAGACUAUCAGGACUAUCAAGAAAACACACCACGUUCUGCACCUAUAAGACUGCGCCCAAGUGCUGGACAUUUGGCAGAUUCUGCCCGGCCGACACCAGUACCAAUUUUAAAGCAAAUAAAUAAACACAAUGAAGAUGGUUCCUAUACUUAUGGUUAUGAAGGUGCUGAUGGUUCAUUUAAAAUCGAGACUAAACUGGCAACAGGUGAAGUAAAGGGCAAAUACGGUUAUGUAGAUGAGACUGGUAAAGUGCGUGUUGUAGAGUAUGGUGCUAAUAAAUAUGGAUUCCAGCCAUCUGGUGAAGGUAUAACAGUAGCACCACCAACUUUAGUAGAUGAAACCACAAGAGAUCCACCAGAAUAUGAUGAUGAACCCAUAAGACCACAGAAACAAUAUCGUGUCAAUCGACCACAGCCACAACCAAGACCAGCACCUCGUCCACAACCACAAUACGUACAAUAUGAAGAAGAGGAAGAACCUGAAAAUAUACCAGCACCACGUAGACCACAAUAUUCUUCACCACCACAAGCUUCAGCACCAGUACCACCUAGAUUACAAGUUCCCGGAGCACAACGUUCUACAGAUGUGUUAUAUUCACCUUUACAGCGUCCAGCACGUCCUGAAGCUGAUUAUUCACAAUCACAGUCAUUUGGUGAAGGUCCGUCUAAUGUCCGGAUUUCACGUCCUGUCUAUGCUCCAGCUCCCGCUAAUCCAGCGCCUUCAAGUGCACGUGCACAAGGUUUCUUAGCACCAGCAUCUGGUGGUCGCCCUCUCUUGGAACCUUUACAGUUUGGUCCAACACAAGCACCAGCACCGCGCCCCGUACAACAGCAACCGCAACAGCCACGUUAUCAACCACAAGGCAGAAGCAACGGUGGUGGUGGCGGUAGUUUAUUAGAUCAGCUAGCGCGCGACUAUGCACUGCCACAGGGCAAUGCGCAGCCAUUACAUGAUAUAUCUUUCGGUUAUUAUUAGUUUGAACUAAAUUUUAGUUACAGUAACAAAGGAUCAUCUAGUCGAUGAUUCCAUUUAAAUUAAUAAUUGUUUUAAAUAUUUUUUAUUUUGUAAAAAUUUUUAAGCAAUUCAGUUUUUUAUUAAAAAAGUUUUUUGGAAAAUAAAUUAAAUUUUUGCCAGAAUUUUU